Messenger RNA from Sphaerodactylus townsendi, 3016 nucleotides. It is a transcript of the gene GDA, whose product is annotated as guanine deaminase. Gene Ontology annotation, molecular function: zinc ion binding; guanine deaminase activity. The record is from RefSeq and is a predicted model, not a curated record. Gene Ontology annotation, cellular component: cytosol. Gene Ontology annotation, biological process: guanine catabolic process. NCBI's taxonomy places the organism in Eukaryota, Metazoa, Chordata, Lepidosauria, Squamata, Sphaerodactylidae. Bases 163 to 1515 code for a protein of 450 amino acids. The transcript has 14 exons.
GGAUGGGGGUGGAGAGAUGCUGACAGGUGCUGCAAGAGCGGCUCUUGGCACCGAAAGAGGACGGACGCCGGCUCCGGCGGGGAGCAGCGGCAGCGAGGCCGGCAGCCACAGCAGGUGCCCCCCGCCGUACCUCCUUCCCGCCCUGCCCCUGAGGCGCGCGCCAUGGGCUCUCCUCGGGUUUCGCCGCUGGCGCACAUCUUCAGAGGGAGCUUCGUGCACUCCAGCAGCACGUCGCCCCUGGACAUUCUGCACGGCCACCUGUUGGGGGUGGAGGAAAGCGGGAAGAUUGCUUUUCUGAAGCCAGUUGAAGAACAGGAGAAACUAGCAAAGAAGUGGGGGUUCAAAUCAUCUGAAAUACGGGAGCUCAAUAACAAUGAAUUCUUCAUGCCUGGUUUGGUUGACACACACAUCCAUGCUCCACAGUACGCUUUUUCAGGAACACGAGUAGAUCUGCCUCUUUUGCAGUGGUUGAAGGCCUACACGUAUCCAACAGAAACAAAAUACAAAGACAGUGAUUUUGCUGAAGAGGUGUACACUAGAGCUGUGAGACGAACUCUCAAGAAUGGCACAACUACAGCCUGCUAUUUUGCAACAAUUCAUACAGAUGCGUCUUUGCUUCUGGCUGAUAUUACAGAUAAAUUUGGACAAAGGGCAUUUGUGGGUAAAGUUUGCAUGGAUAUUAAUGAGUGUUAUCCAGAUUAUAAAGAGACCACCUCAGAAUCUAUCAAGGAGACUGAAAGAUUUGUUCAAGGAGUCCUGGAAAAGAAAUACCCAAGGGUGCACCCCAUAGUAACACCCCGCUUUGGACCAUCCUGUACAGAAGAGAUGCUUGGUAGCCUUGGUGACCUGGCAAAGGCUCAUGACAUUCAUGUGCAGAGCCAUGUAAGUGAGACAGAGGAAGAAAUCAAGCUUGUAGAAAAAAUGUUUCCAACCUAUCAAAAUUAUACAGAGUUAUAUGAUAAAAAUAAACUUCUUACAAACAAGACAAUAUUGGCUCAUGGCUGCCAUCUUUCGGAUGAAGAACUGCAACAUUUAACUCUUAGAGGAACUGCCAUUGCACAUUGCCCCAAUUCAAACAUAGCAUUGUGUAGUGGUUUUUUGAAUGUAAGAAAGGUUCUGAAGUACAAUGUGAAGCUUGGUCUUGGUACAGAUGUUGCUGGUGGCUAUUCAGCUUCCAUGUUUGAUGCCAUCAGAAAGGCAGUUAUUGUAUCAAAUGCCUUGAAAAUUAGUAAAGAGAAUGAAGAAGGCUUAACUCUGAAGGAGGCUUUUCGACUAGCAACUCUUGGAGGAAGCCAAGCCCUAGGUAUAGAUGCUGUCAUUGGAAACUUUGAGGUUGGCAAAGAAUUUGAUGCACUGCUUAUCAACACCAAAGCUUCAGAUAGCCCUUUUGACCUGUUUGCUUCUGAUACAUUUGAGGAUAUUAUCCAGAAGUUCCUGUAUCUGGGUGAUGACCGGAAUAUUGAAGAAGUCUAUGUGGCUGGCAAACUGGUGGUCCCAUUUUCAAGUUCUGUAUAAGAUUAGAUUGACUUUCUGCAUAAUAUUCUGGUGGUAACUCUGUGAUUUGGAAAGAGUGGGUGAAAAUGCGGUGCCUUGUUGUGAUGCUGUACUCACUUUGUUUAGUAUGUUUCUGAUUUGCACAAAUAUUGAUACAAAAUAAGUAUUAUGCCAAAAAGUUACUCCACUUAUAUGAAGAGCCCCUUCCAUGUAUACAUCCCCAUCCCUUAACAUAUUUUUCUAAUAGUCCUAAUAUUUAUGUCCCAUCAGUUUAUUGGGGCUACCUUCAUAAAGGGAGGCUGGAAAGCUCUGGGUUACAUUUGAGCAGAAAAACACUUCUGCAUGUUCAUAGGACUGGGAAGGGGGAGAGGGGAAUGAGUCCGCCACUGAACUGUACUGACUUGUGCAUGUUAUUCUAGAGAGUCACUCAAUCCUCUGGAAUGGCUUUUCAGAAGGUACACAUGGUGGUGGUGGGGGGGGCAGGGGCUCAAACAGCCAAACUGUAUUUUUAAACGCUAUUUGACACAGAAAAAUAUAAGUUAAACUGUUAAAACAAAAAGCCAUUUUUUCAUCCCUGAUGACGAUAGAAACUACUCAGGAAUUAUUCACAAGGAGGUUAAGUAGGGACAGGCCAGGGAGAGCUGAGCACAGACCCAUAUUUUUCCCAGUUCUGUGGAAUCCUAUUUUGUAACCAUCCAUGCAUUUUGGUAAUAUCUUAUUUUCCUUUUCCCUUGAGAAUCACUUUCGCUUGAGGUUGAAAGGCCAGCAGUAAGAUCACAAUCUGUUGGCCCACUUCUUUCUUAAAGUACUAGUAACUAUUUGUGCAUUUUUAUCUUUGUCAUGGAUCUUGUUUGGUCAAACAAUUUCAGAAGAACAUUCACACGCCCUAAUCUCAGUUCUGAAGCUGCUACCGAUCUAGGCACCUGUCUUGUUCUAGGGCAGGAGGCUCAGGAACACAUACUUUAUACAUGAAGUAGGUCUCAGGUUCAAUCCACAGUGGAUCUGGGUAAAGAAUCUCAGGUAACUGAUGUAGAAAAAGACCUUUUCUUGAAACCCGAGAAAGCUGCUGCUGCUGCUGCUAAACGGCCCACAGUCUAAGGCAGCUUCAGAGGUUCAAUAGACAAUGGGAAUGCACACUGGAUAGGCUGGGAGCCAUCUGAAUAGUUUCAGUGCUAUUUCAGCAACAGCAUUUGCAUGUUCAUUGCCUAAGAGAAUGAUGUUGCUUAAUUCUGUUUCAAAUGUUUUAUGAAUAAAAUUUUAAGGACCAAACCAAACAUUACAUGCCCUUGUGUGUAACAUCACACCACUUUUCCAUUUGAAAUAGGAAAAAAAACCCACUUCAUCUACUUGGGAUCAGAGGAGUAGCAGGGGAAGAGGUGCUAAUCCUUUCUCCCCCUGUCAUUUCCCUCAUCAGUUAAGAUUUGGUCUCUCUGUGACAGUUCAAAUACCUCUUUCCUUGUAUUUAAGCCUUUGCAAGAGAAGAUGCUGUUUGGAUGGGAGAUUUGGUGAAUAGCAAGAGUUG